This is a messenger RNA of Manacus vitellinus (golden-collared manakin), 630 nucleotides long. It is a transcript of the gene TEX12, whose product is annotated as testis expressed 12. Lineage: Eukaryota; Metazoa; Chordata; Aves; Passeriformes; Pipridae. Bases 124 to 627 code for a protein of 167 amino acids. The transcript has 5 exons. The record is from RefSeq and is a predicted model, not a curated record.
GCCCUCACGGCCGGCCCUCACGAGCCAUUCCCUGCCCAGGGCCCGCCCAGAGCCGGAGGGGAAGGCGCCUGUCUGAGGGUGCCCGUGGUCCUCCUGGGCAGGAGGGGACCGGGAAAGGGAUAAAUGCCCUUGGCUAUGGAUUCCAGGCACCCCAGGCCGUGCCGGGACACCCCCGGACCUGCCCCCGCCGCCUCCAGCCCCUCAGGGCGCCCUGAGGCGCUGCCCCUGGGCGGGGAGGAGAGCUCCUUCGCAGAGGCAGCGAUGGCGAGCAACGCGCAAAAAUCUGACGAGAGUGGGAGUAAACGUCAAAGGAUGGAGAACGCAGCGUCAGAAAAUCCUCAGCUGUCCUUCCCUGACAAAACAGAUUUGGCUCUUUCUGAGGACUCGCAGUCCCUUUACGACACUGAACCACUGGAAAAAGUUUUAAACGAGAUGAGCAAAGAAAUUAUGACCUUGUUAUCAAAAUAUGCUAACAUUAUAAGUGAGACAGCAGCGAUGGAGGCUUCUUGUGUCCAGGAACUGGAAGGAAUCUUAAAAGAAGCGAGGGACAUAGACGAGGACUUAAAGCAGAAAAGGGAGAGUCUGAAACAGAGAUUCACUGUCAUGGCAAACACCCUGCAGGGAUAAAUG